UGCUUGUUAGUUAUUAUCUUAUUCUCAUGAUCUGUGAUUACUGAAUAGUAUAGUAAUAGUAAUAGUCUAGAAUCUAGAUAAAAGUAAACUUCAAAGUCAAACAAUUUAAAAAUGAUAUUGUUAAGUGUGAUGGAAGCUGAUGAUUUCAAUACUUUCUGGAAUUAACUACCUUCAUGCUCAUUAUUUUAGAAAUUCUAGAUGCCUCAUUAUGUUAACGAAAUCCUUGAAGGUUGGCGAUUUUAAGCAGUUGCCAUUAGCUUAGUCAUCAGUGAUUAAUAAAUUGCCUUCAGCCUGUCACAGCUGCUUAGGUAAUUCCGAGUAUUCGACCAAGUUUAAUUAUUAAACACAUAUAAAUAAAAUGAGUGAAAUCAUCAGUUUAUCCAAAACAAUUGGUAUUUGGAUAUCUGAAAAAAAAAGUCAUAAACUUAAUUGGAAUGAAUUAGUAAAUGUUUGCCGGCGUCACGGAUAUAAUCUAAUAAAAUUAAAUUUAGAUCAGCCUAUUGAGGAACAAGGCAAUUUAGAUGUUUUUCUACACAAAUUGACAGAUAUAAUAGCUGCAUCAGACCAAGGUGAUUCUAAAGCUUCUAGUAUUAUUGGAAGAGUUGAGCAAUACAUAUCAAAUCAUCCUAAUGUUACUAUUAUAGAUCCCUUAAACAAUGUGAGAAUUUUGUUAAAUAGAUAUACAUACUAUUCAAUUAUACAAGAAGAGAUCUCUCUACAAAAAAUAGGUGUUUUCACACCAGCAUUUGCUAAAUUCACAACAAAUAACAUAGAACAAAAUAUUGAGAUAAUGAAACAGAGAGGAGUAACAUUCCCAGUUAUAUGUAAACCAACCUUAGCACAUGGGUCAAAAUUAGCCCAUGAAAUGAUUUUGGUUUGCAAUCAAAGAGGAUUAAAUGUAUGCAAACCACCCUGUGUUGUGCAAAGUUUUGUUAACCAUAGUGCUGUUUUGUAUAAGGUUUUUGUUGUUGGUAAUAGAUAUCACAUAUGCCAGCGGCCCAGUCUAAAGAAUUUUUACCCAUCGGAUGAUAUGGAACCUAUUUACUAUAGUACUGGUGAAGUAAGUAAAGCAUGCAGUCAGUCAACACUUUCUAUUCUAGACCCAAAUGAAGUCCAAUCAGAAAAAGCCAUUGACGAUGAUAAAGUAAGAAUGAUAAUCAAAGUAUUGAGAAAGAGAAUUGGGUUAUUACUCUUGGGAUUUGACAUAGUGAUUGACAAUUGGACAGGUAAUCAUGCAUUAAUAGAUAUAAAUGUUUUUCCGAGUUAUGAUACAUUUCCAAAUUAUUUCGAAAAUUUAUUAGAUUGUAUUGAAGAGAAUGUUAAAAAUAAUGAAAAUAGGUUUAAUGGAUUGAUUAAUGUAGGUUCUAAUUCUAUUCAGUGUGGAGUGACAGGAAUGAAUAUUAAUUAAGAUUAUAUUAUAUUAAUUAAGAUAGAUCCUACAUGAAGCAAUCGGCACAAAAUUUGUGCUGUUAUAAUUAAUUGUUUUUGGAUUAAAAUGCGUGUACCUAAUAUGUGGAUUAUUUUAUUAUCAGCUUUUUUGCCAUUAAGAUAGAGAGGGUUGGAUUUAUAAAUCAAUAGCUCGAAUUUGAUCAGACUGAGUAUGUAGGAGUCUCGGGGGACCUUCAUUGGGACCGUGCGAUUUGGAGUAAUUUAUGCUGCCAGAGUUGCAUCUAAGUAUUUAAUAUUUUUUUUGAUAUUUUGUGCAAUAUAGAGAAAUUUGUAAACAAUCUGCCAUUUUAAACUUUUCUAUUGGUUACAAGAGAUGUGACAUUCUGCAUAUAAGUAGUUUUUUUAAUUAAUCGAUUGCUUUUAGUAUGAAAAAUCGAUGAUAAUAAAUAAUUGUUAUAUUCAAAAAGUACCCAAAACCGAAUCAGAGCACCCCACUAUCCAUGUGGUCUUGUCUGCCCUACCCCUAGAGUGUAUAUAAAAAAUCGGAGGCUCGGAGGAAGAGCAGCCCCCACACGCAGUAACAAAGCACUUUGUUACGCAAGGGUGGAGGGGCUGUCCAAAAAACUUUUAAUGUAUAUUAUUCGGUUAGGUUAGGUUAGUAUAUAAAUAUAUUUUUUUAAAUAUUGUUACAUACUUCUAAAAAAACUCAGAUUUUCAAUUAUUUUUAAAAAUUAAUAUCGCUCUCAAAAAUCGAUCAUUAUUUUUUCACAUCCCUAUUAAUAUUAUAAACGCAAACCGCCAUUUCGGAUUUUGUUAGAACAGUAUGUGAUAAGUGUUACAGUGCGGAUUAUCUGUCAAAAUGCCGUUACUUUUUACAUAAAGUGCGUUAUUUUAUUUGCAUUUUUUUUUAACUUGGUAAACUAUGCUUGGUAAACGACCGGCUCAUGUGGAUGACUGAGGACCAUGGGCCCAGUAAAUGUUAAGUAAUAUGUUAUUGGUUUUUUAUUAUUUUUUUACUUAAAUAACUGUUUCUGAUACUUGAAAUUGGUUGGGGGUGAUAACUUUAAAGACUCCAAAAUCGAGCUAUUGAUUUCUAAAUUUUUACCGAUAGAGGCUUUAUAUAUACUAUAAGAUGGUAUGAACUAUAUUUUGGCAUGUGUUUUAAUACAAAAAUGUAUUAUUCAGACUAACGCAUUUUUGCAUUUGUAAAUACGAAAAGUAUUAAUUUGUUAAUAUUAUGGGCACUUUUUACAUGCCUUUGUUUUCUGGUUUAAGUCAAAAUGAUAUUUUUUUAAAUUUGCGUGCUUUGAUUUAAUACUAUUCGCUAAUCCCAUAAUCUGAGGUUUACUGUAUCUCUCUCAUAUUUUGUAAAUUAUUAUGACGUUAUAAAUACUAAAUAUUAAUUUUGAAGUAAAACAAAAAAUACAUUAUUGUAUUUUAUAUGCGAAGUUUCUCAAAAUUUAGUUAAAAGUCCUAGAGUAAUUACACCCCUUAUUUCUAUAUUUAGUUUAGAAUACCUAUUUGACAGUACUCAAUAAGAAAUUGUAACUUGAGAUACCCAUUGGUAUAUGAGUCAUUCUUACAGUAACCCAUAAAAAAUCAUCAAAAAUCAAGUAAAUCCAUAAAAAAAUUAAGUCGGUCUAUUAAACUUUUAACUAACAUUUUAUGAAAUUUAAGGCUAAUUAGAACUGGUGGAGUUUUCUGAUAUACCACAUUUAUAAAGAGAACUAAUUGGAAUUGAUAUUAUAUAUAAACAGUGUGAGAUGUCAUAAUUCUAAAUAGCUAGAGUUUUACUCAGUCUUACUAUAUAUAUAUAUAUAUAGGUGUAAAUAAAUCAUACUCAUGAUUUUUUAAAUGUUUAUAAUGUACGGUGAACACGAAUCCCUGUAAUAUUUCAUCGAUAAAUAUUUCUCUAAGGCUACAACAUCUAAAUACAAGUCGUAUCCAAUUGCGCAUUUGUCAGGCGGUCGUUCUAAAUUGACAAAUGACAGUCGAAAUUCUAAACUCUAAUAAUACGAAAA
Pieris rapae (cabbage white) is the source of this 3410-nucleotide messenger RNA. Its product is annotated as inositol-tetrakisphosphate 1-kinase-like. The coding region runs from base 359 to 1408 and encodes 349 amino acids. NCBI's taxonomy places the organism in Eukaryota, Metazoa, Arthropoda, Insecta, Lepidoptera, Pieridae. Gene Ontology annotation, cellular component: cytoplasm. Gene Ontology annotation, biological process: inositol trisphosphate metabolic process. The record is from RefSeq and is a predicted model, not a curated record. Gene Ontology annotation, molecular function: magnesium ion binding; inositol-3,4,5,6-tetrakisphosphate 1-kinase activity; inositol-1,3,4-trisphosphate 6-kinase activity. The transcript is spliced from 5 exons.